AUGAUAAAAUGCCCGCUGGCAGCGGGAACCCUGCAUUCUGCAGCGGCCCUGGGUGCAGCUGAGCGCGGACAUGGCAGGCACCCGGCUCCUGGCAGCGGUCCUCGUCCUGGGUCUGUGGCCAUGGCGGGGGCCGGGAAACCUUCCCCCUGCCAGUGCUCCAGGAUGAACCCCGACAGCAGGAAGAACUGCGGCUUCCCGGGCAUCACCAGUGACCAGUGCUUCGCCGCCGGCUGCUGCUUCGACACCACCGUCCCGGGGGUGCCCUGGUGCUUCACCCCGCUCCCCAUGCAAGACAAAGAGGAGUGUGUCAUGGAAGUGUCGGCCCGCGUGAACUGUGGCUACCCGGGCAUCAGCCCCCAGGACUGCGCGUCUCGGAAGUGCUGCUUCUCGGACACCAUCCCUGAGGUGCCCUGGUGCUUCUUCCCGAAGCCCGUGCAAGCAACCAAGUACCCCGCGGAAAGGCAGCACAGUCUCCGCUGGGCUCUGGCAGUCAUGCUGCUGACGGUGAGGAGGGGCCACCCUGUGUCCGCGUAUCAAAGCCCUUUCCGCACGGCGUCCGGGCAGUGUGACUGCGUCCAGGAUUCAGGGAGACACCCCUUUGCCUGA
This is a messenger RNA of Eptesicus fuscus (big brown bat), 606 nucleotides long. It is a transcript of the gene TFF2, whose product is annotated as trefoil factor 2. Gene Ontology annotation, molecular function: CXCR4 chemokine receptor binding. The record is from RefSeq and is a predicted model, not a curated record. Lineage: Eukaryota; Metazoa; Chordata; Mammalia; Chiroptera; Vespertilionidae. Gene Ontology annotation, biological process: maintenance of gastrointestinal epithelium; chemokine-mediated signaling pathway; negative regulation of gastric acid secretion.